UCCACCAGGCCGCCAGCCCGUAAACCAGACAUGUCCAACCUUGUGUCCCAACUCUUCAAUGGCCAGGUUCAGCUCGUCCGGGACCCCAGGACUAAGAACUGGCCCCUUGCAGGCAAUGUACCGUUCAUCUCCGUCCUCCUCGUCAGCUACGUGUACCUCGUAAAAGUCGCGGGGCCGAGGUUCAUGAAGGGCCGCCAGCCACUGCAGAACCUGCGGCCCUUCAUCAUGGCCCACAACCUGUUCAUGGUGCUGGCCAACGUCUUCUUCAUCUACCAUAUCGGCAAGAGGUCGUACUUUGGCGGCGGCUACAACUGGUUCUGCCAGGGCCUCGACUACAGCCGUUCGCAGCUGCACUUGGAACUCAUCAACCUGAACUGGUGGUACCUGCUCGUCCGGAUCGCCGACUUUCUGGACACCUUCUUCUUCGUCCUACGCAAGAAGGACUCCCACGUGUCCCUGCUUCACGUCGCCCAUCACGUCCUGGUUGUCUUCAGCGGCUGGUUCGGCGUCACGUACGGCUCCGACGGGCAGACGGUGUUCUGUCUGCUCAUCAAUAGUUCCAUCCACGUCGUCAUGUACACGUACUAUUUCCUCUCCUUGCUCGGGCCUGCGGUCCAGAGGCACCUAUGGUGGAAGCGUUACCUCACUCAGCUGCAGCUCGUGCAGUUCGUUCUCAUUUUUGUUCACUCCAUGGUUCCAACGUUCGUGGAUUGUGGCUUUCCGGCAGUCCACCAACUUAUCAUCUCGAGUCAGGUCAUCUUUUACUUUGUCAUGUUCAUGCGAUUCUACAUCAGAUCGUACACUGGCAAGACGCGAGUCAAAGGCACCUAGCAAGUGUCGAGAUUUUCCAUGAUCACGGUCUUAGCCUUGUUUCCGUAACACAGGUUCCGCCUCGAGUCAAACAUCAGGAACAUAUAUACAAUCAUCAGCUCAUGUGAACACGAAAAGUCGUCCCGAGACUUGAAACUUGAGCUAAAAGAGUGAGAGUAAUUCUUCGUGCCUUGCAAGCUAUUAACCCUGCGCAUGUUUGUUGUCUUCAACCUAGAGCGGCUUAUUCCCGUGAUAUUCUGUUUUUAAUAGAUGACUCCAACAAAAUGUCAUGCAUAUGCCACAGGGUACCGUUUUUGUAUUCAAACUUUUUUUUUCUAUUAUGGUUUUCACUUCCCUUCAUGGCCUUCUUCAUACUGAUCGUUAGGUCUGGAGUUGCUUGUUCUUAUUUCCGACGUCGGAAGUUUUAUGCCAUUAAUUAUAUCAUCCCAACGAAACAUUGUGUGCAGUAUCACAUAUCAGGAGUAAUUUUUUGAUAUUGUAGAUUACACACAGAAACAUCUCGCUACCCUGCUUAAAAGCUCUUUCAGUGGGUGGUGCACAAAAAAACACCCAACCUCAAAAAGUCCUAUGCCAUAUAUCCCGCAUUGCUGUCGGUUUUCAUGGUUGUCGGAAUAGGUUUCUAGAUAAAAGGCGGGCUCUGCUAAUACCGCCUAAAAGACAAGACUUAUUUCCCCCAACACGUUCUAACAACACUAAUGUUCACCUCAAGAACCGUAGUAAAAAAAGUCUGACUCCUCACGGACCAUUCUUAAUUUUCGUCUUUGUGUAGGUGCAUUUUAGAUUGGGUAUAUAUUACCCUACCAGACGUAUGCGGACAGCAAGUCGUCUGCUUCUUGCGCAAGACUUGUGGUGACGUCAGAACGACGCCGAGCUUUGAUUGGCUCUGAUCUAAGCAUUUUGGGUAGACCUCAAAGCAAGCUGCCUUGAGGUCUACCCACUAUCCUUCAAUCAGAGCCAUUCCGAGCUCGGCGUUCUGACGUCACCACAGCCCUUGCAAAAGAGGCAGCCGUGCUUAUGCGUGAUUGCAGAUUGGGGCGGGUCGGGGGUCCACUAGCGAUGACGUCAUGGGCAGGCCUUGUCUUAUAUGUGUUAUUACCCCCAGGAGCCGACGAGCGUGUAGCGCGACGGAGCUGCAGAUUUUCGAGAAGAACAUGGCAACAGGUGAACGAAGUUGAAGACAUCGCGCAUAUGCCCUUGUCCCGAAAUGUGUUUCGCUGUUGUUUCGUCGCUAUUUGUAAAAGACAGUGCAUGCACGGUAUCGGGGACUUAAUGUUCGGUCGUUUGAGUUCAGCUUAACUGUUUUGAGGCAGAUAUAUGUCGUGUGUCGGGACACACAUGCUAGUCAGAGAGACUGUUUGCCGAAUGAAAUAUCACUGUAAAGUGUGUAUAUAGUAGGAGUUCGACGAGCGUAAGAUUGUACGUAUGUUACUGUAAAAAUCGAUUGUAAAUAAACAUUGAAAAAGUCUGUUUACGUUUUA
This is a messenger RNA of Ixodes scapularis (black-legged tick), 2309 nucleotides long. RefSeq names its product elongation of very long chain fatty acids protein AAEL008004. The transcript has a single exon. The record is from RefSeq and is a predicted model, not a curated record. Gene Ontology annotation, molecular function: fatty acid elongase activity. Gene Ontology annotation, cellular component: endoplasmic reticulum membrane. Gene Ontology annotation, biological process: fatty acid elongation, monounsaturated fatty acid; fatty acid elongation, polyunsaturated fatty acid; fatty acid elongation, saturated fatty acid. NCBI's taxonomy places the organism in Eukaryota, Metazoa, Arthropoda, Arachnida, Ixodida, Ixodidae. The coding region runs from base 31 to 831 and encodes 266 amino acids.